GGGCGGAGUGGGAGAGGCUAAGUCAGCCCGCGGCCGUGACUCCUCCGCCGCAGUCGCCGCCGCCGCCGCCGCGCGCCGUUCCGUGCCGGCCGGAGGUGGGCGAAAGGGUGCGAGUGCGCGGAGGAGGAGCCGAGGCGGGCGCGUCCCAGGAGCGCCGCCGCCGCCCCCCGGAGUCGGCUGGAGCAAGGAGCCCCCUGCAGGGGAGGAGGCGAGCGGCGGGCGGGACGCGGCGGCGGGCGCGCACCAUGCAGUCCCGGCGGGGCCAGCGCCGACUGUUCGCGGUGCCGUGAGGCGGCGGGUCCUCCCGGCCGCCGCACCGCCUCCCUCUCGCCUAGGUGCUGCAGGCGCGUUCGCCCUUCGUGCGGCUCCGGGACCCCGGCGGAACGCACGGCCUGCCCCUGCCCUGCCCCGCCCGGAUCAUGCGGGGGGCCCCGGAGGAGGAGAGGGCGAGUGACGGGCCUGCGGCGAUCGCGUUCCGGGGGCGACCCCCUCUUUGAGACGCCCCCACCUGCUGCCAUGUGCCGCCGCCUCGUAUACCCAGCCUGUCGCCAAACUUUCCAGGUGCCAGCUUGGCUCUGAAUCGCGUUUCUGAGCCGAGUGUCCCAGGGACGGAGGACCCAGCCUGGCUGUGGAAUAUCUGCUUCUUUCCGGAUCCGCGGAAAGAAGAGUACUUUCCCUGGAAUCGGAGCCCUAACCGCCCCUCCCAAACCCUGUCCGGAGAAGGAGCUAAGCACGGAGGGAGACAGCGCCUUCCCGAAACAGUUUGUCUUGGGGCGGAUUUCUUGAAGAGAGAAAGAGCCAACAGGUUGCCAGCCCCGGCGCCACACACACGUCGGCGGAGAGGGAAGCCCGGUCCCGGCUUCCCCGGCCUGCGUCGGCCCCGCGCGGGCUGAGCGAGGCGACGGGGAGGGAGGGGGCUAUGGCUCGGCCUGACCCUUCUGCGCCGCCCUCGCUGCUGCUGCUGCUGCUGGCGCAGCUGGCAGGCCGAGCGGUGGCCGCCUCGAAGGCCCCGGUGUGCCAGAAAAUCACGGUGCCCAUGUGCCGCGGCAUCGGCUACAACCUGACGCACAUGCCCAACCAGUUCAACCACGACACCCAGGAGGAGGCGGGCCUGGAGGUGCACCAAUUCUGGCCGCUGGUGGAGAUCCACUGCUCUCCGGACCUGCUCUUCUUCCUGUGCUCCAUGUACACGCCCAUCUGCCUGCCGGACUAUCACAAGCCCCUGCCGCCCUGCCGCUCCGUGUGCGAGCGCGCCAAGGCCGGCUGCUCGCCCCUCAUGCGCCAGUAUGGCUUCGCGUGGCCCGAGCGCAUGAGCUGCGACCGCCUCCCCGUGCUGGGGCGCGACGCCGAGGUCCUGUGCAUGGAUUACAAUCGCAGCGAGGCCACCACGGUGCCUCCUAGGCUCUUCCCGGCCAAGCCCACCCUCCCAGGCCCGCCGGGGGCACCCUCCUCGGGAGGUGAGUGCGCCGCCGGGGGCCCGUCGGUGUGCAAGUGCCGGGAACCCUUCGUGCCCAUUCUGAAGGAGUCGCACCCGCUCUACAACAAGGUGCGGACAGGCCAGGUACCCAACUGCGCGGUGCCCUGCUACCAGCCCUCCUUCAGCCCCGACGAGCGCACGUUCGCCACCUUCUGGAUCGGCCUGUGGUCCGUGCUGUGCUUCAUCUCCACCUCCACCACCGUGGCUACCUUCCUGAUAGACAUGGAACGCUUCCGCUACCCUGAGCGCCCCAUCAUCUUCCUGUCCGCUUGCUACUUGUGCGUGUCUUUGGGCUUCCUGGUGCGCCUGGUCGUGGGCCAUGCCAGCGUCGCCUGCAGCCGCGAGCACAGCCACAUUCACUACGAGACCACGGGCCCUGCGCUCUGCACGGUAGUCUUCCUGCUGGUCUACUUCUUCGGCAUGGCCAGCUCCAUCUGGUGGGUCAUCCUGUCGCUCACCUGGUUCUUGGCAGCUGGCAUGAAGUGGGGCAACGAGGCCAUCGCAGGCUAUGCGCAGUACUUCCACCUGGCCGCGUGGCUCAUCCCCAGCGUCAAGUCCAUCACGGCACUGGCACUGAGCUCCGUGGAUGGGGAUCCGGUGGCCGGCAUCUGCUAUGUGGGCAACCAGAACCUGAAUUCGCUGCGCGGCUUCGUGCUGGGCCCUCUGGUGCUCUACCUGCUGGUGGGCACGCUCUUCCUCCUGGCAGGCUUCGUGUCGCUCUUCCGCAUCCGCAGCGUCAUCAAGCAGGGCGGCACGAAGACGGACAAGCUGGAGAAGCUCAUGAUCCGAAUUGGCAUCUUCACGCUGCUCUACACCGUGCCCGCCAGCAUCGUGGUGGCCUGUUACCUGUACGAGCAGCACUACCGCGAGAGCUGGGAAGCCGCGCUCACCUGCGCCUGCCCGGGCCCCGACACCGGCCAGCCGCGCGCCAAGCCGGAGUACUGGGUGCUCAUGCUCAAGUACUUCAUGUGCCUCGUGGUGGGCAUCACCUCCGGCGUCUGGAUUUGGUCCAGCAAGACGGUGGAGUCGUGGCGGCGAUUCACCAGCCGCUGCUGCUGCCGCCGGCGACGGGGCCACAAGAGCGGGGGCGCCACAGCCGCCCGGGACUAUGCCGAGGCCAGCGCCGCGCUCACGGGCAGGACCGGGCCGCCGGGCCCCGCCGCAGCCGCCUACCACAAGCAGGUGUCCCUGUCGCACGUGUAGGAGGCCGCGGCCGGAGUGAGGGGGAGGGGUGUUUUGUUUGGAAGCUUUGCCAAGGUCACUUCCGUUUACCUUCCUGGUGCUGACGCCCCCUCCUGGGCCGAGCGGGAGCGAGGGGGAAGGCCCUUUCAAGGGAGUAGCUGUCCCGGGACUUCUCAGAGGGGCUCAGCUCACGUGUAUUCUGUCUUGCGUUUCUUGCUGCCUUCUUUAAGAGAACUCUGUUUUUAAUUUAAUAUGUAUUUUUUCUUAAUUUUUAACUUUGUUGCAUUUUGGCAACAAAAUUUACCUUUGCUUUGGGGGCUUUACCAUCCUAACAUUGGCAUUAUCAUGAAGUUCCACUUGAUUGAGGUUUCUUUGAACUGUGUGGUCUGAAUUGGAAAAAUAUAUUUCCUAUAUUUGUGUCUUUUUGACAAAUGUGAACAGUGGAAGUGUGGGUUACUAUGACUGAGAAAUUGAUGGGUGUGCUUUUUCAGCUUGUUUCUCCUCCUCCUGCUGGCAGUGUCCAAGGUGUUUUAAGGUGAGCUGCUUGUCCCUGUUUAUGAAACUCCAGGUCAUGCCAACGAGGGCAGAAUGUGGUUAGGGCCUCCCCAAAGUGGCAAGGUUAGGGAGUGUCAGCGACUGUUUUCAUUCUAGCUUUGUUUAGUGAGCUUCAGGGGUUUUUUCUGUAGUACUUGUAACCAUUCUUAUUCUUAGCAGGACCAGCUGUUUGAGUAAGUUAGAGGUAGCCCUCACAGCGCCCAGCAGAAAUAUUUGGAGUAGUGAAGACCUACGGAUGGAAAUCGGUUGAGCUUGAAUUCUAGACUGAUAAGAUGGCAGCUCUGUGCCCGAGGAGUGGGUGGUUCUUAAUAGGCUUCAGUGAUCCCAUCUUUUUUUUUUUUUUUUUUUUUACAAAACAACUUGUGCUAUAAUUUGGUAAAAGUAAACUCACUCCUUCUGGAACUACUUAGUGAUAGUUGCUAAAGGGGGCUGUUUGUAGGUUUAAGGACUAAAAUGAAUAUACCUCCAGUAAUUAAGUAAAUUUCCAACAUUUACUUGCUCCACCCCCACUCCACCUCCUUUAUCAUGUUAAACAGUCUUUUUGCUUUUCUUCAGCCUCCUCCCGGAGAGCUGUGAUUAGAAACCUCACCCACCCUCCAACCAGGUGCUUGAACUGGGGGAGGGAAGCUGCUACCUGUGAACAAACAUUGGCCGCCAUGAGAGAAAAUAAGUGUCCCUGGGUUUUGGAUUAGUGUACAGCCAGAUAUUCCAAAAGCGGCAAGACAUUGCUCUCUGAGGUCUCUGAAAACAAUUGAGGCCCCUAACGCACUUGGAUUAGGUGUACCGCUGUAGCAGGAGGAAAGCUGUUUCUCCAGCCCCGCCUCAAGUACAUUUUUCUUUCCCCCUUUUUCUGAGAAAGCCGAUGAGUUGAACGCAUACAUACACUUUGCUGUAAGAGGAUUCUGUUUGCUUUCCUAACUUAACCAUUCAUAUAUGAAAGCCUAUAUGAUGAGUAUACACACAGAUUUCUUUACUAUUAGAAAAUUCUGUUUACUUUCCUAAUCUGUUGAACCAUUCAUUCAUGAAGAGUGUGAGGCCGUGACUGGGGAAGAGGGUGAUGGGACAUUGGCCAGCAAAAUACCAAUGACCAAGGUUGAGUGGGGACUAAAUUUAGGAAGCUAAAAUGGCAAAAGCAAUUAAAAUUUGAGAACGUCUCCCUAGGGAGACACGUCUAGGGAAUUUAUGCUUCAUUUAUACCAAAGUUGGAAAAGUAAGAUCGAAGCCCAGUUUAGUUUCUACUUCAUGGAUAUUAAGUAAACAAAUGAAUAGUUCCCAUAGUGAAUUUAAACACUUUGCUGGGGGUGUGGGGAGCCUGGUAUUAUGGUUUUAAGGACUCUCAAAAGCUGUUCAGU
Messenger RNA from Myotis daubentonii (Daubenton's bat), 4566 nucleotides. It is a transcript of the gene FZD5, whose product is annotated as frizzled class receptor 5. Gene Ontology annotation, biological process: non-canonical Wnt signaling pathway; canonical Wnt signaling pathway. Lineage: Eukaryota; Metazoa; Chordata; Mammalia; Chiroptera; Vespertilionidae. Gene Ontology annotation, molecular function: Wnt receptor activity; Wnt-protein binding. Gene Ontology annotation, cellular component: plasma membrane. The record is from RefSeq and is a predicted model, not a curated record.